AUGUCAACUGACACAUAUAUUGCCAAACUUAAUGAAGCUUUACAAACCAUCAAGGUCAAACUUCCCUUGGAUCUCUCUUCCCCAAGAGUUCUCAUAAUCUGUGGUUCUGGACUCGGAGGUAUUGCUUCUAAGAUCUCAUCACCACUUGAAAUAGCCUACUCUGAUAUCCCAGGCUUCAAAGUGUCGACGGUUGCCGGCCAUGCUGGGAAACUUGUAUUUGGUACUAUGGGGUCCAACGCCGUGCCAGUGAUGUGUAUGGUUGGUAGACUCCAUUUUUACGAAGGUUACGAAUUUAACGAUACUAAUUUCCCAGUGCGUUUGGCAUCGUUGUUGGGGGUCUCCACCAUGAUCGUGACCAAUGCCGCUGGUGGCUUGAACACCGGUUACAAAGCUGGGGAUUUGAUGAUCAUCGAUGAUCAUCUCAAUUUGCCAGGUCUUGCAGGGUUCCACCCAUUGAGAGGUCCAAACCUUGAGAUGUUUGGGCCAAGAUUCCAACCAUUAUCCGAUGCUUAUUCUCUCAAGCUUCGUCAGUUGUUUUUCCAAAAGAAACUUGCCCUCAACAUCACCAGAACCAUCCAUGAAGGGACCUACGUGUUUGCUGCGGGGCCAACUUUUGAGUCGCGUGCCGAAGUUAGAAUGCUCCGUGUAUUAGGUGGCGAUGCGGUAGGAAUGAGUACCGUCCCAGAAGUCAUUGUUGGACGUCAUUGUGGACUUGAAGUAUUGGCAGUGUCAUUGAUCACCAACGAAGGAUUGGGGGCCAAACCUGCCAGUGCGUUCGACAAAGAACCAGAAAGGUUGGAUAAAGGAAUGGCCAGUCAUGACGAAGUAUUGGAAAAUGCCAAUGCUGCAUCAAAGGAUGUGCAAAUGUUGGUUAGUGAAGUGGUCAAUGAGUUGUAA
Molecule: messenger RNA, 897 nt
Organism: Saccharomycopsis crataegensis
Lineage: Eukaryota; Fungi; Ascomycota; Saccharomycetes; Ascoideales; Saccharomycopsidaceae
Gene: PNP1
Product: purine-nucleoside phosphorylase
Exons: 1
Coding region: 1-897 (298 amino acids)
Biological process (GO): nucleoside metabolic process
Cellular component (GO): cytoplasm
Molecular function (GO): purine-nucleoside phosphorylase activity
Source: RefSeq, a predicted model, not a curated record